Molecule: messenger RNA, 1683 nt
Organism: Arabidopsis lyrata subsp. lyrata
Lineage: Eukaryota; Viridiplantae; Streptophyta; Magnoliopsida; Brassicales; Brassicaceae
Product: zinc-finger homeodomain protein 5
Exons: 2
Coding region: 485-1414 (309 amino acids)
Biological process (GO): regulation of developmental process; regulation of DNA-templated transcription
Cellular component (GO): nucleus
Molecular function (GO): DNA-binding transcription factor activity; transcription cis-regulatory region binding
Source: RefSeq, a predicted model, not a curated record
AUAAAGAAGUAGUUAAUAGUAUAAGUAUAUAGUAGGGUAUGAUAUUAGUGUCAUCUCUCACAAAGGGCUCAGCUCUUAUCUCUUUCUCAUGGCCUCACCACAAGCAACCAAAUUGUCUCUUAUAAUCGGAUCUCAAAGGUUGGCUUGUUGGGAGCACUGAGACAUCAAACAUGGUUUCUUCUUUCUUUCACUCUUAAAAAACCAAAUUAGCCCUAAACACCUCCUUUUAGUUUAAUCCCAAAAGUUCCUCAAAUCUCUUCUCUUCUCUCUCUCCAUUAAAACCCUUCACAAGCAAAAAGCUUUGAGCUUUAAAUGAGUUUAAGGUCCUGCAAAAACUGGGUUUUUCCUCGUGUACUUGUUCAUCUUAGCUCCUCUGCAUGAAAUUAAAAACUUCAUAUUCAAGAAAGAAAAUCUUUUUUUUUUUUUGGUUGAUCUCUUUAAUUGAAAUCCAUUUGGGUUUUAAUUUAAUCUCCAAGAAGACAAAAUGGAUAUGAGAAGCCAUGAAAUGAUAGAGAGAAGAAGAGAAGACAAUGGCAACAACAAUGGUGGUGGUGUUAUUAGUAACAUCAUUAGUACUAAUGAUGAUAAUUGCAAUGGUAAUAACAACAACAACAACACUCGUGUCUCUUGCAACUCUCAAACCCUAGAUCACCACCAAUCCAAGUCUCCGUCUUCGUUUUCCAUCUCCGCCGCAGCUAAACCCACCGUAAGGUACCGUGAGUGUCUGAAGAAUCACGCGGCGAGCGUCGGCGGAAGUGUACACGACGGAUGCGGCGAGUUUAUGCCGAGUGGUGAAGAAGGAACAAUCGAAGCUCUCAGAUGCGCUGCUUGUGAUUGUCACCGUAAUUUCCACCGGAAAGAAAUGGACGGCGUUGGAAGCUCGGAUUUGAUCUCUCACCACCGUCAUCACCACCACCACCAUAACCAGUACGGUGGAGGAGGGAGAAGACCUCCGCCACCGAAUAUGAUGCUUAACCCACUCAUGCUUCCUCCGCCGCCGAAUUAUCAGCCGAUUCACCACCACAAGUAUGGAAUGAGUCCUCCCGGAGGAGGAGGAAUGGUGACGCCGAUGAGCGUUGCUUACGGCGGAGGAGGAGGAGGAGGAGCUGAGUCGUCUAGUGAAGAUCUGAAUCUGUACGGACAAUCAAGCGGAGAAGGAGCAGGUGCGGCGGCGGGACAAAUGGCGUUUUCGAUGUCGUCGUCGAAGAAAAGAUUCAGGACAAAGUUCACGACGGAGCAGAAGGAGAGGAUGAUGGAGUUUGCGGAGAAGCUAGGGUGGAGGAUGAACAAACAAGACGAAGAAGAGCUUAAGAGAUUCUGCGGUGAGAUCGGAGUUAAGAGACAAGUCUUCAAAGUUUGGAUGCAUAACAACAAGAACAAUGCCAAGAAACCACCAACACCAACAACUCUCUAAUCAAUCAGUGAUCAUAUGCUUAAUCGAGAGAUUAUGUAAGAGAUUUUCUUUUAAUCUACUUUUCUUCUUCUUGUUGUUUAUUUAAUGUUUUUUUCUAGGUUUUUGUAGUUUGUACGAUCUUUGGAUCAAUCAAUGGAUCUUUUGUUUGCUUAGUUAAUGUUUUAGUUUUGGUUUGCUUUUAGUCUUUUUUUAAUUUUGUUUGUCUUUUACCCGGAUCGUACUUGUAAUCAGCUUCUGUUGCUUAUUAGUUUAUGCUUCUGUCUUUUUUA